Cryptotermes secundus is the source of this 1874-nucleotide messenger RNA. It is a transcript of the gene mRpL19, whose product is annotated as 39S ribosomal protein L19, mitochondrial. Gene Ontology annotation, biological process: translation. NCBI's taxonomy places the organism in Eukaryota, Metazoa, Arthropoda, Insecta, Blattodea, Kalotermitidae. The transcript has 6 exons. Bases 238 to 1173 code for a protein of 311 amino acids. Gene Ontology annotation, molecular function: structural constituent of ribosome. Gene Ontology annotation, cellular component: ribosome; mitochondrial large ribosomal subunit. The record is from RefSeq and is a predicted model, not a curated record.
CCGCAGUGCUAUCCUAAACAUUGUGGAAGAUCGUGAACAUCGUGAACAAUCCUGAAUUCCAGGGCUCCAGGACCUUGGGGAUAGGUUUCAUACGCGAUUACAUACAGAAUCCAAACGUAAUAGUCCGAGCCCUAAAGCCAUAAAGACCGCUAAAGACUGAAUUGUAGAAAAUGGGAAGUUCGAUCCCACGGAUGAUGUCCCAUCAAUACGAUUAAUACCACUAAUACCACUAAUACCAUGGUGAAAAUCGUCAAAAUGGCGCUUUUGUCGCGGUUUGUCAGAAGAUUUCGUCGUGAUAUAAAAUCAAACUUUUUGUUAUUUAAGACAGUAGCGAACUCCGAAUACAGGUGCUUAUCUUCACUCUCUAGACCAGAAAAAUUAGUUUCUGAGGAAACGAAAGAACAAGAGACCAAUGGAGGACACAAAGCUGUUGUGCCUUUGGAAUGCAGAUUUGUGUAUCCAGAAUUUCUGCCGGAUCCAAGGGUGGGCCGACGUAACAGUUUACGAGAGAGACUUGAGAGGAUGGACAUGUUGAAUCGCAGAAGCAACAUUGACGUACCUGAAUUCUACACUGGAAGCAUAUUGGCAGUGUCAUCUGCAAACCAACAUGCUCCAGAGAAACUGAGUCGCUUUGUUGGAAUCUGCAUUCAGCGUGGUGGCUGUGGAUUACGGGCAUUUUUCAUUCUUAGGAAUGUGAUUGACCAUCAAGGUGUGGAAAUGUUCUAUGAAAUGUAUAGUCCACUUAUUCAGAAGAUUGAAGUGUUGCGUCUGGAGAAGAGGUUGGACAGUGAGCUCCUGUAUUUGCGAGAUGCCCUACCAGAGUACUGCACUUUCCCGUUGGACAUGGAACCUGAACAUCUUUCUCAAGGUUCCACAGUGCCUGUUAACCCUAUCAAGGUGAAACUGAAACCACGACCCUGGCUAGAAAGGUGGGAGAGGCAGGAGCUAAAAGGAGUGCAGGAUCUGGGUCUCCCUGAGAGAUUCUACAAGAGGGCUGCAGAAGUGGCCAGGCCAUGGGAGAAAUAUGACCUCAUGAAAGAAUACAGAGAAUCAAUACCAGCUGAAGAGCAGGAAUCAAUAUUUGCAGAAGUUUAUACUCAACUACAGCAACUAGAAAUAACGAAAAAAAUGAAGAGGAAGCGAACAUUUGUCAGACCAAAAAGAACUGGUUAAAACAUUUGGCUUUUUAAAUGAGCUGGAAUUCUUGAUUAUGAUGGUAUAUAAUGUGAUGUGCCAAAAUAAGGCAUGCAGUUAAUUAAGAUACUGGUCUAGAAGCAAAGAAAAAGAAUCUGUUCAUGUCUUGUAAUAUUUGAGGUUUUCACGGUGGUGACUAUGAAGAAAGCCGUGUAGAUGUGGUGUUCAUGUCUUGUUAGCAUAAUGGACAAAAUCGUUUAUGACCGACUUAAAGUAUGUGACAGUGACAGUAACAGAUUGGAAUAAUAAACCAUACAUGAUGUAAUAAGGAGCAGAUAUGAAGUCCAAAUUUAGUGAAUAUUCUUUUUGGUUCCACCUGAAGCCACAUACACCUAUGUAGUGAAUUUUGAUUCAGUAAAUAAACUGCGCUCAUCGUAAGUUUUGGGCCUUCAAGAAUUCUACCGAUUUUGUGUGACUGUGGUCAACCCAACCAAUAUUUAUGUUUUAUUUCUGCCAAAUUGUUACCACUCAACCAUUAUCUUUGGUGAGUGACAUCACAUACUGAAGCCACACCACUUGUGGUAUCGUGGCUGUUUUGACUCCCAACUAGGUUUCUUUCAGAGUUUCAUUUUCAUUUUAGAAAUUAAUUUUGAAUUAUGUAAUUGUAUUUAUUUGUGUAGAAAUUUCUGUAACUACUGAUAUUUUUUCAUAAUUAAAUACAGUAAGUCGUACAAGCUCAA